This is a messenger RNA of Saccoglossus kowalevskii, 1935 nucleotides long. Its product is annotated as stromal cell-derived factor 2. Lineage: Eukaryota; Metazoa; Hemichordata; Enteropneusta; Harrimaniidae. The record is from RefSeq and is a predicted model, not a curated record.
GCGAAACGAGGCUGCGCUAACAAAAUGGCGAUGUCCACAAAGAAACUGUGUGCCGAUUUUUUCUGCGGCUUUCUCGUAGUUUCGUCUUUUUGUUUAAUUCUCUCGACUUUUGCUGACGAUGAAAUUAUAGAAUAUGAAUUUGUUACAUGUGGAUCAGUAAUUAAAUUAAAAAAUAGUAAAUACAAUGUCCGUUUGCAUUCACAUGAUGUGAAAUAUGGAUCUGGAAGUGGACAACAGUCUGUGACUGGAAUGGAAAAAGCUGGGGAUGGAAAUAGCUAUUGGCAAAUAAAAGGAAAAACUCAAAAAUCGUGUCAAAGGGGUACACCAAUCAAGUGUGGUCAGUCUAUACGUUUAUUACAUCUUAAUACAAAAAGGAAUUUACAUAGUCACAUGUUCGAAUCACCGCUAUCUAAUAAUCAGGAAGUCAGUGCAUUUGGGGAAGAGGGUGAAGGAGAUGAAGGUGAUAACUGGGCAAUCACAUGUUCAUCAACUUUAUGGAGAAGAGAUCAACCUGUGAGACUCAAGCAUGUUGCCACUGAAGCAUAUCUGGCAGCAGUUGAUCAAGUUUAUGGAAGACCCAUUCGUGGUCAGCGUGAAAUUGCUGCAAUAAGCAAUCCCAGUCAGGCUACACAAUGGACUGUUAUGGAAGGAAUUUACGUAAAACCGGAUGAAGAAUAAAAGAAAUGCAAUAUAAAUAAUUUUUUUUAAUGGAUUUAUUUUUGGGGUGAUUUUGAAAUACUUAUUUAAUUGUACUUCAAUUGUUAGACAAAUUCAGUAAUUGUAAACUUUUAUUUGUCUAACAACUUAUUUGAAAUAUUUGAUAUAGGAAAUCAAAGUACCGGUACCCACAAUUUUGACCAAAACUCCCUAAUUCUCAACAGUCGCGGUACAAAUUUGUUAAAUCAUGGUCACAGCAAAUAUUAACCACUCAAACUCGUGGUUCAUAUUCCACAUGGUACUUCACUUGAUAGAUCUGUUAUUUAUUAUUAGCCUUCAAACACCAAGUCUUCUAGUUCGUGAGUGUGUUAGUGAGAUGACUUGCUUAGGAUUUGGAUUACUGUGGAAUACUUUAUUUUUGUUGGAAUUAAUUUUCGCUGAAAAGGCUUUUUAGGCGUUUUGUAUGGAAUUUAUUUUCACUGAUUUUUGAUCAGUUUAAUGUGAAAUAUAGGAAAAAAGGUAUAUUCCCUGGAUUUUAUUUUCACGGAAUUAUCCCUCCAGCAAAAAUAGCGAAAUAAAAUUCCAAGCGAAAAUAAAGUAGUCUCCAGUAUUGCUUUCAGACAAAAUUGGAACACCUCUAUCUGUUUCCUUGCCAUCAACAGAACGAGACGUGUUGUGGAAGAUAUCAUUUUUUUGAAAUGUAAACCACUACAGCCUUUUGAAAAUACGUAUUUGUAUUUUCAUAUUUGUCAUAUUUGUGUUUUUCUUAUACAAUAAAGAAACAGUUGUUCUACGACUGUAUGAAAGGUGUCCCCAGUCUUUAUUUUAUGAGACUACAUGGCACGUGUAUGUAACAAUGCAUAAGUGGAGUACAAUUAUUUAUGUAUUGAAUUACACGAAGACCAAGGUUAGGUUGAAUAUCUGAAGAUGCACAACAAGAGUGCAUUAUCCGAUAUACAAUUUCUGGUAGAGCAAAGGACCAGAUGUUGGCUUUUGAGCUUGGAGUUCAAACACAAACAGGAGUGUUGGUUCUAUUACCAGUACUAUAAUUCUAAUUUAGCAUUUUCUAUAAAGAAUGUGAUUGUGUCUUCAUAUUUUUUUUUGGAAAUCAUACAUGUGGUGUUGUCGUAUAUUAUUAACACAUUACAGAUGCACUUAAGUAGUUUUUCAUGAGUAAUGAAUUAAAAUCUACUUUGAUAAAUAUUUAUUUUGUUAUGGUGUUAUUUAACCAAAUAAAGCUAGCUAUUGAUGAUGCCUGCUGAAAAUACUACAACAAAA